UGAGGGCACAUCUGGCGGAGUCGGAACUGCUCCAUUCGAGAGAGACUUGUACACCUCAGCUCAGGGCGUUUCGGUUACUAGUCACUCGGAAUGGUCCUCUCCUUAUCAAGGCGUUUGUAUCUGCCGAAAGACAUUUUGACAUGAAAAGACAUGAUAUGAUCCAGUAUGUGCGAAUGAUUAGGAUAUCGCACAAAAUGAGGACAUCGUCUUCUCUUACCUUCAGGAAAAACUUCUCCGAGUAAAAUUUAGAAGGAUUUUGCCUGGUUGAGCGCCAUCUAAAAAUGCAACAUGAAUCCCACUAACAGCACUGGAGCUGGAGGGCUGGCGCCCUGGAACUUUAACAGCUCUUUGAGCAACACUUCCAGUGAUGUCUUCUCAGCCAACCUCAGCUGUAAUGAUACCGGCACCAAUGAGUCCUGUGUGGUGGCGGUGGCGACAGAGGAGGAGGCAAUGGGGAGUCCCUACAAAGCCGUGGAGAUGGUCUUCAUUGCCCUAGUGACAGGCUCCCUUAGUUUUGUUACUAUAACAGGCAACAUCCUGGUUAUGCUCUCCAUUAAAGUCAAUCGGCAUCUGCAGACUGUCAACAACUACUUCCUGUUUAGCCUGGCAUGUGCGGACCUUAUUAUCGGUGCUUUCUCCAUGAACCUCUACACUGUCUACAUCAUCGUUGGCUACUGGCCUCUGGGACCUGUAGCGUGUGACUUGUGGCUGGCCUUGGAUUAUGUAGUGAGCAACGCUUCGGUCAUGAACCUUCUGAUUAUCAGCUUUGACCGCUACUUCUGUGUCACCAAGCCCCUGACCUAUCCAGCCAGAAGGACCACCAAAAUGGCCGGGCUAAUGAUUGCAGCUGCAUGGAUUCUCUCCUUCAUUCUUUGGGCCCCAGCGAUCCUGUUCUGGCAGUUCAUUGUUGGAGAGCGCACGGUUCCAACGGGAGAGUGCUACAUCCAGUUUCUCUCCAACCCUGCCGUUACGUUUGGCACGGCCAUCGCUGCCUUCUACCUGCCCGUGGUCAUCAUGAUGGUACUCUACAUCCACAUCUCUCUGGCCAGCCGCAGUCGUGUGUCCAAGCAGAAGCCAGAGGUUGAGAAAAAGAAGAAGGGCCUGAAGAUACCUAACCCACUCAAGAGUCACAUCCUCAGCAGACAGAAUAACAACAAUCAGCCCCCGAAGCCCAGCCUGGAGUCCGGCAGCGCUAGUGAAGCCGUGAAGAAUGGCAAGAUUGACGAGUCGGUUGUCUCCGCCAAGGCCGACGGCAGUGUUAAUCCAGAAGAGAAAGACAGUUCCAAUGACUCCAGCACUGCCUGCAUUGCCCCCAAAAAUACCAAGGAGAGGGCCAACAGUGAAGCCAAUACAGACGGGGGCGUUGCUCCCGAUCCUGUGCCUCCACCUGCGCCAGCGCCAGCACCAGCACCAGCACCGCCGCCCGUCAAACUCAACCCCACAUCCAGAUGGUCUAAGAUCAAGAUUGUAACCAAGCAGACUGGCGACGAGUGUAUCACUGCCAUUGAGAUCCAGCCUCCGGUCCAGGGCAGCGAAGGCCACUGUAUCCCUGUGAACCGUCCCCGGAAGGUGGCACGGAAGUUCGCUAGCAUCGCUCGCAGCCAGGUGAAGAGGAAGCGUCAGAUGGCAGCCCGGGAAAAAAAGGUGACCAAAACCAUCUUCGCAAUCCUGCUGGCCUUCAUCCUCACAUGGACCCCUUACAAUGUCAUGGUGCUCAUCAGCACCUUUUGUCACUCCUGUGUCCCGGACACCGUUUGGGCUAUCGGCUACUGGUUGUGCUAUGUCAACAGCACCAUCAACCCAGCCUGCUAUGCCCUCUGCAAUGCCACCUUCAAGAAGACUUUCAAAAACCUUCUCAUGUGCCAGUACAAGAACAUUGGGACAAGAUAGGCUGGAACAUGCAGGCAGUAGCAGGGCUGGUUGAGGGGUAAUAUUACUAAAACAUCCAGAGGGCUGACUGGUACAGUUGAAGAAAAGGACGUAGCCUCCAUGUUCAGCUCAGUUAUGCGUUACAUCACACCCAGCGCUCCUCUGAGAUGUCUUAGCAAACGUAAUAGAAACAUCAUAGCUAUGUCCAAAUUAUACAGAAUGAAUACAAUGUGGAGAUGGGGCUGAUAGAUCAUUGGUAUGAAUACAAUGUGGAGAUGGGGCUGAUAGAUCAUUUGGGAUCGGCCCAAGUUAUGUAGUCGUAACAUGUCCAAGGUGAUGCCUCCUGGAUCCUUAUGUCAAAGCCUGACAAGGACUAAUUCGCAUCCACCGAAAUGUGGGGACGGUUUUCAGAAAGCACAGCUGAACGUCUUUUGACUCAGGCCAGGACUUCAGUCUUCCCUCUCAAAGAUACCGCCACCAAAAUCGGAGACAGUGAGGGCAGUGUUACAUAAUGGCUGAGUGUAAGGCAAAAGAAAAAUUGAAAUGGAAGCUUCAAAAUCUUCCUUUAUACAACGGUAUAAAAUGAGACAAGCAUGAAAUGUCUAAUUAAACUAUUAGUUUCCUCUUCUCCCUUCUUGAGAGAGUUCUCAGCUCCUCAUGGAAAUGGAAAUCCACUCUCAGACCAGUGAAUCAUUGUGCUAAUAUUAUGUGGAGAGCAAUGUGGCCAUGAUAUAGUGUGGAGAGCAAUGUGGCCAUGAUAUAAUGUGGAGAGCAAUGUGGCCAUGAUAUAAUGUGGAGAGCAAUGUGGCCAUGAUAUAAUGUGGAGAGCAAUGUGGCCAUGAUAUAAUGUGGAGAGCAAUGUGGCCAUGAUAUAAUGUGGAGAGCAAUGUGGCCAUGAUAUAAUGUGGAGAGCAAUGUGGCCAUGAUAUAAUAUGGAGAGCAAUGUGGCCAUGAUAUAAUGUCGGGAGCAAUGUGGCCAUGAUAUAAUGUGGAGAGCAAUGUGGCCAUGAUAUAAUGUGGAGAGCAAUGUGGCCAUGAUACAAUGUGGAGAGCAAUAUGGCCAUGAUAUAAUGUGGAGAGCAAUAUGGCCAUGAUAUAAUGUGGAGAGGAAAGAUGACACAGAUCCUUUGUGGUUGGAGACACAACAAGACGUCCAAGUCCUGUACCACAUAUUAAGUUGUUAGCCCUGAAAGUACUGUAAGCAUUCCUAUCCCCACUCCCAAUCGAACAACCAGAAUAUUGAUGUUUAUAUUCCACUCAGAAGUGAUCUUGAAUCAACAGACUGUCUGUACUAGGCGAUGGCAUACAUUAUCAACCAGCGUUUGGCUCUAAACCAACUAAUGUAUGUCAUUGUUACAUUAUGAGGGGAAAAUGCGGCCAAAUGCUUUAAUUCUUAGCCUGCUUCAUCAAUUAUGGAAGUAUUGUGUUUUAAAAUUUUGGUUUCAAUGCAAAUGAAAGUACUAGUAAAAAACAUGUCUAUAGGGAUACUAUAGGGAUAAUUACCGUGAGAGUAUUACAUCUUUUUGUAUCUUACCUCCUGCCAAAUUAUAUGUAAAUAGAAGGCCAUUGUAUGCUUAAAGUAUGCUCUGAAAAGUGGAGUUUCUCUCAUGCAUUUCAUAUCUGGAUGUUUGUACUUCUCUUUUAUUAUGUUUGUGAUUUACAAAUACUUUUACAAAUUGAAUAUAAACAAUAUAUAUAUAUAUAUUACUGUAUGUUUAUGCAAGAGAUAGUGUAUUUCUAAAAUGCUGUGAAGUCAGGAAUUUUGGAGAGCGAUUAAAGCAGUUGUUUCGUUGUUUUAAAUGCCAUUGGUGACUGUCCCUUAUAUUUGUAGCUUUGCUGCUAUUCUCCAUGUUGGAUUAGAAUGAGUAAAAUCUAGUUUGUACCUCCCAAGCCUUUGUCAUGCCAAUGUCAUGUCCAUGAGGUCACAUUUUUAAAGGACCCCAGGAUAAGGAUACAGAGACCAAAGUAUAGAUUAGUUGUGAAAAUUAUAUUGUCUGUUUGGGCGCAACCUGUUAAAGAAAAACAACCAGCUUUGGAUGUGCAACCUUUUAAAAAACAUAUUGGAAUUACAAGGAGCUGGUUAGUAUGGUGGUAAAGCUUAAUUAAUAAUCCUGAUCAAAUUAAAGAAUUGAACACGACAGGCGGGCUUCCACCCAAGAAGGGGUGAGUGGGAGGCUAUAAGACAUGACUAUGGUCACCUGUUGUUGUAUGACUCCUGUCAUAAACCAACUAUCCAAGAGACAGUGUACAGAGGAUUGUAUCAGUUUCUAACACUUAAUAAAGAGCUUGCACCAUUGGA
This is a messenger RNA of Esox lucius (northern pike), 4168 nucleotides long. It is a transcript of the gene chrm4a, whose product is annotated as cholinergic receptor, muscarinic 4a. Gene Ontology annotation, cellular component: synapse; plasma membrane; dendrite. Bases 289 to 1890 code for a protein of 533 amino acids. The transcript has 2 exons. Gene Ontology annotation, molecular function: G protein-coupled serotonin receptor activity; G protein-coupled acetylcholine receptor activity. NCBI's taxonomy places the organism in Eukaryota, Metazoa, Chordata, Actinopteri, Esociformes, Esocidae. The record is from RefSeq and is a predicted model, not a curated record. Gene Ontology annotation, biological process: adenylate cyclase-inhibiting G protein-coupled acetylcholine receptor signaling pathway; adenylate cyclase-activating adrenergic receptor signaling pathway; G protein-coupled receptor signaling pathway, coupled to cyclic nucleotide second messenger.